AUGCCAAGUGCAUCAGAUGAACACAUAAAAGAGUAUUGGCCAUAUUUAUGCCGAUUUAUUAGAGAAUAUUCAAAAGUUGAUGAGCAACUUUACUCGAAUAUAGCAGCUAAAGAUUUGAUUUCAUUGAUUACUGAUGAGCCUGAUGCUCACAUACUUAAAAGCACGAGUAUUAAACCAGCUGCCCCAAAGAAAUCUGAUAAAAAGAGGAAAAAUUUGUCUGGAGAUACUCCACCUCAGAAAAAACUGAUAAAAAUUGACUCGCAAAUUAACGAACACGUUGAGGAAAAAAAAAGGAUCGCUGCACAACAUAAGAAAACUGUUCAGCCGUACAUGUUGUUUGUUGGAGGGCCUGAAAAGUUCACCAGUUUUUAUGUCAUUGUAGAUGACUUUAAGUACGAGGUCGAUAAUCCUCUGAAUGCUUUAAAACUGAAUUUUGAAGUUUUCUUUUUCGGAAAUUACAAAUUUCCGGAGUCAUGUUACAACAUCUGGAUAUUCAUUCAGAAAUUUUUGUUCAAGACAUCGACUGUUGGCAACAAAUACCCGGCUAAAAUAAAAAAAAUGAACGGUUUCAUCAAAUAUGAACACUUUUUUAAUUUACCACUUUUAAGCGAUAAUAUGACAGAACAAUCAUUAUCAUUUAUUUCUGACCUAUAUAAUUAUAACGAUUUACCUCGUGCUCGCGUGCAAAAUAUCAUUGAUAGCUGUUCUAACUUCGUCAAAAAUUCACCUCUAAACACAUUUAUAACAGGAUUAAUACAACGUUUAGAAGACUUGGGUGAAAGAUCGGAAAAUUUAUAUGAUUUUCGUGAAAUUCAAGAUGUUUUGAGUAAUCCUUUCAAAGAUUUAACUAGUGAAUUUAGAAGAUUAGAAGCUUUUAAAAGUAAUGGUACGUACGUUCCUCCUCAAAAAAUAAAAAUUGGAGAAAGAGAAGACUACCGGAAUAGUGAAGGCGUCACAAAACUUGUGAAAAUUCCGGUCACGAUUGAGUACAUUUCAAUAACUGUAUCAUUGAAGAAUUUUUUGGAAUUGCCAAAUAUUUUUGAAAGUAUACUAGAUUAUAUGGGAACUUUAUCAGAUGAAUCUAGUAUACAUCAAAAUGUUUUAAAAGGUCAACUAUGGAAAGUAAAAAAAAAAUCUAUUGGUGAUAAAUUGUUGUUACCAUUGGUAUUGUAUCAUGAUGACUACGAAACUAAUAAUCCCUUAGGAAGCCAUAGAGGCCUGGCAAAAACGGGUGCAGUUUAUAUAAACAUCCCUUGCUUGCCCCCCAAUCUUCAAUCUAAUUUGGAGAAUAUUUUCGUUCCAUUACUUUUCAAUUCUCUGGAUGAAAAAGAUUUCAGUUAUCAAAUUAUUUUAAAUAAAUUGCUAGAAGAAUUAAAAGAACUUCAGACUACUGGAUUAAUAUUAUUUGAAAACACUCCAUCGGAAAAAACCAUUUUUUUUUUCAUUAUUCACUGUUGUUGGUGA
Messenger RNA from Cotesia congregata, 1464 nucleotides. The record is from the annotation of a GenBank genome assembly. NCBI's taxonomy places the organism in Eukaryota, Metazoa, Arthropoda, Insecta, Hymenoptera, Braconidae.